This is a messenger RNA of Capronia coronata CBS 617.96, 1020 nucleotides long. RefSeq lists its product as uncharacterized. The coding region runs from base 1 to 1020 and encodes 339 amino acids. NCBI's taxonomy places the organism in Eukaryota, Fungi, Ascomycota, Eurotiomycetes, Chaetothyriales, Herpotrichiellaceae. The record is from RefSeq and is a predicted model, not a curated record. The transcript has a single exon. Gene Ontology annotation, molecular function: protein binding.
AUGGAAUGCCAUGUUCUGAAUACCAUCUGGCUGUCCCAGGUUGGAGGAAUUCGUUCGCGUCAAUCAAAAUCUUUGCCUGUGCCUCGAAAUCAAGCACGACCAUUUUCAGAGGACGGUACGGCCGGGCGAGAGCAAAUUCCCACAUGGUAUAACCGGGCUGCUGAUCGCUCACCUACGACCGAGAGGAUUCAACACCAUCUUGCCGUGCUGGCCCGGCCCAAUAUUGUGCGGCAACAGUUUCAUUAUUCCAAGGCUCUCACCAGUGGCAUCCCCUUUGUCAAUGCACGGAAUUCGAUCAUGCUUCUCUUCUCACCGUUCCUAGAGAAAUCCGAGUUGGCGAUACAGAAGUACCCUAGGUUUGAGAAUUCCUUCGUCACCGCCGGAGGUGUCUUGUUCACUCGCGGCUGGAUCCAUGAGUAUUGUGUACACGCCACGCAAUACAUAUCCGAACUGGACAGUCACAUUUCCAGGACUGGGUCCAAUUGGAAGGUCCAAGGAUGGGAGAUUGCGCUGACUCUUGUUGCAUGGCUUUUUGACUUUGGUACCGAUGAAAAUUUCCUCUGGGAAGCAUUCCGUACCCAUAGAGACAAGAUCCUGGGCAGCAAUUCGGAGAAACAAGCGGACUCGCUCACAGACAUCCAGCCGGUAGGAAAUCCACAGGUCGUCGAAGACAUUCACCGGGCACUUUGGAGCGGCCGCUCAACCGAUAUGACCGGGUCUCGUCAAGCUCUUGCCCCAACUAGUGAUCGGCCCGGGGCCAAGUUUUCCUCGGCGCAUAAGGUAACUGCAUAUGUUCUUCCGGUUUGGUCAACGUCCAUAUCCAUAAGAGCCGGAAAAGUGGGUGAUCGGAAUAUCUUACCGUUCAUCCACCUAACGUUAGCAUUCCUUUGGAGCUCAUCAUUUGUAAUCAAGAAAUUUGUGCCGGGGGGAGAAGUGGUGGUGUCACCUCUCUGGGGAGCACGAGAAUUUCCCCGGCAUAACCAAGACCGUCUCACCAGAAGUAGACUCCCUGCACGUUGA